Molecule: messenger RNA, 2058 nt
Organism: Sycon ciliatum
Lineage: Eukaryota; Metazoa; Porifera; Calcarea; Leucosolenida; Sycettidae
Exons: 2
Coding region: 291-1832 (513 amino acids)
Source: RefSeq, a predicted model, not a curated record
GCGAAUCAGCACCUUUCGCGCCGCGGGCAAUAAUAUGCGAUAUUGCCCGCAAAAAAAUAGUUUAUUUGCCCGCAAAAAAAUAGUUUAUUUCAGUGAUCGCGUGACUACGAAGACUGUAGACUCUACGACUCUACGACGAGUCGCAGUGUAGCAUUGAGAAGAUGGAAUUCUUUUUGGAGAUGGACAUCCCGGCAAUGGACAUGGCCUCGGACGUCUGCCGUGUGGUGCUUGCAGGGAUCAUUUGUUCAGUCAUGUUGGCAGCCUGACCGUCGGAUUUAUACACAGCCGUGAUGCCGGGUGACAACAGCUUCCCUGAAAUGUACGGUCUUCCAAAAGACCACAAGUCCAAUAUUCCUCUCAGACCAGUCGUUGCGGCCUGCGGCAGCCCAGUUACAAACAUCUCCAUAGUCCUCGAACGCAUCCUCAAUCAAUGUCUCCAGUUCGUGCCAGCACACCUGGAGAACACUGUUGAAGCACUCCAGUGUAUGAGGAGCGCGUUUCCCAACCUCAAGGCCCCGCCCGGCACCAUCAUUGUGACUAUGGAUGUGGUGGCCCUUUACCCUAGCAUCCCGAUUAACGAUGGCAUUGCAGCAGUCAUGAGAGUCCUCCGACAACACGAGGGCAGCAUCGAUCUGUUCGGUUUCCGAAUUGGGCAGGUCAAGGAGCUCCUCGCACAUGUGCUGAGCUCCAACUACUUCCGGUUUGGAGCGCAGGUGUACCACCAGAAGGAUGGUGUGGCUAUGGGCAAUAACCUAGCGCCCCCCUUUGCCAUCCUGUACAUGCAUGACCUAGAGAGUUCGCUCUUGCGUAGUGCACCUGCCAGCCCAGUUCUGUACAAGCGCUACAUCGAUGAUGUUUUCAUUGUGUGGAACCUCGGUCCGGAACUUCUGCAGAGUUUCCUAGAUCACUUCAAUAAUGCCGAUCCUAAUAUUAAAUUCACUCACCAAUCCACGGAGUUGACUGGCUCAAUCAAUUUCAUGGACACGACCGUCCAUGUCUCACCAGAUGGAUCUAUAUCCUAUGAACUAUACCGCAAGCCAUGUCACAGCGGACUGGUAUCAGACUACAACUCGUCAGUUCCCAACCAGCAAAAGAAAGCAAUUGCUUCCUCUGAGUUCCUGCGUGCCGUCCGCCUAUCCUCCGAUGCCGACACCCUAAAAAGAAGUGAAGAAAAAGUAACCAACAUCCUAAAAUUCAACAACUUCCCAGAGUCAGUUAUAGUUUCGGCACGUGAACGAGCUAUGCGCCCCCGACGUGUCAGAGUGCAGAAUGAAUACCGUGUCACCCUCAACCUACCGUUUCACACCGAGUAUAUCCACAACAAAAUUCAUAAAUUACUCCGGAAGUACAAGAUAAAUGCCCAGCUGAUUUACAGGAACCGCCGUCUAAGUUCUAUGAUUUGCACGUCUGCCCUCCGCAAACCACCAUGCCGCAGGUAUGUAGACCCGUCCAGGCCCCGUAAACGGGGGCGGCCCAAAGCUGCUUGUGUCGCCUGCAUGUCCGGUUCAGGGGCAUGCACGGAGCGAAAUGUUGUAUACCACCUGGAGUGCAAAUGUGGUGAUAGAUAUGUCGGAGAGACGUACCGCAGCCUCGCUACCAGGACAAAAGAACACAACGACGACGCACGCAACACAGUGAGCGGCACCGCGCUGGGUGAGCAUUUCGCGGCCAAGCAUGCAUCUGACCCAUUGCCAUUGGGAGCAACGGCUUUCUCAGGUAUCCGGGUUCUCGGUUCUGAGCGUGACCGCCCCAGGAGGAGGAUCCGGGAGGCCAUUAAUAUCAGGGAGCGAUCCCCGGAAAUUAACAAUAACAGUGGCUGGGAUCUGCUAUAACACCACCUUACUGCGAGUGGCGCGGGGCUCUAGACACCUCACUGGUGGUGUGAGACUGGAACUGGGCUGUUAUCACUGCUGUAGCGCAGUAUCUACUUUCCUCGCCGUUUGUGCUUGUGUUGUCAUGUAUAUGUAGUAAUGCACACCCGCAAUGACGUGCUUUGCACUUCUCUACGCGCGCUGUCACUAUGUACCGCGCUUUGCUUGCUUGCCUCCUUCUUUUAUA